Messenger RNA from Poecilia latipinna (sailfin molly), 5350 nucleotides. RefSeq names its product mechanistic target of rapamycin kinase (gene mtor). The coding region runs from base 34 to 4833 and encodes 1599 amino acids. Gene Ontology annotation, biological process: negative regulation of macroautophagy; TORC1 signaling. NCBI's taxonomy places the organism in Eukaryota, Metazoa, Chordata, Actinopteri, Cyprinodontiformes, Poeciliidae. The record is from RefSeq and is a predicted model, not a curated record. The transcript has 40 exons. Gene Ontology annotation, cellular component: TORC2 complex; TORC1 complex; cytoplasm. Gene Ontology annotation, molecular function: protein-containing complex binding; protein binding; protein serine/threonine kinase activity.
UCUGUUCCUCCAGCGGACUACAGCACCAGUGAAAUGCUGGUGAACAUGGGCAACCUGCCCCUGGACGAGUUCUACCCGGCGGUGGCCAUCGUCACUUUGAUGCGGAUCCUCAGAGACCCCUCGCUGUCCAACCACCACACCAUGGUUGUUCAGGCCGUCACCUUCAUCUUCAAGUCGCUGGGCCUCAAGUGCGUCCAGUUCCUGCCACAGGUCAUGCCCACGUUCCUCAACGUCAUCCGCGUUUGCGACGCCAGCAUCCGAGAGUUCCUCUUCCAGCAGAUGGGAAUGGUUGUGUCCUUUGUGAAGAUUCACAUCCGGCCAUACAUGGAUGACAUCUUCACCCUGAUCAGAGAGUACUGGACACCAAACAACCCCAUGCAGAACACCAUCAUCCUCCUCAUCGAGCAAAUCGUGGUGGCGCUGGGCGGAGAGUUCAAGCUCUACCUGCCUCAGCUCAUCCCACACAUGCUGCGUGUCUUCAUGCACGAUAACAGCACCGGCCGCAGCGUCACCAUCAAGCUGCUGAACGCCAUCCAGCUGUUUGGUGCCAAUCUGGAUGACUACCUCCACUUAUUGCUGCCUCCUAUUGUCAAGCUAUUUGAUGCCCCUGAUGUGCCCCUCCAGGCUCGCAAGGUUGCCCUGGAGACGCUCGACCGACUAACGGAGUCCUUGGACUUCACAGACUAUGCUUCCCGCAUUAUCCACCCGAUUGUUCGGACGCUGGACAGCACGCCGGAGCUGCGCUCCACCGCCAUGGACACCCUGUCCUCGCUGGUGUUCCAGCUGGGGAAGAAGUACCAGAUUUUCAUCCCUAUGGUGAACAAAGUGAUGCUGAAGCACCGGAUCAAUCACCAGCGCUACGACAUUCUGAUAUGUCGCAUUGUGAAAGGUUACACUCUGGCAGAGGAGGAAGAGGACCCUUUAAUCUUUCAACACCGGCAGAUUCGGGGCAACCAAGGCGACGCUCUGGUCAGCGGCCCCGUAGAGCCAGGCCCCAUGAAGAAACUCCAUGUUAGCACGACUGCACUCCAGAAGGCCUGGGGUGCUGCUCGGAAAGUGUCCAAAGAUGACUGGCUGGAGUGGCUGAGGCGUCUGAGCGUUGUCCUGCUCAAAGAGUCGUCCUCCCCGGCUCUGCGAUCGUGCUGGUCUCUGGCACAGACGUACAUCCCUCUUGCCAGAGACCUGUUCAACGCUGCUUUUCUGUCCUGUUGGUCGGAGCUGAGUGAAGACCAGCAGGAUGAGCUUAUCCGCAGCAUCGAGUUAGCUCUCACCUCUCAAGAUAUAGCCGAGGUGACGCAAACGCUGCUUAACUUGGCAGAAUUCAUGGAGCACAGUGAUAAGGGCCCUCUGCCCCUCAGAGACGAUAAUGGCAUCGUUCUGCUUGGAGAGAGAGCCGCCAAAUGUCGUGCCUACGCCAAGGCACUGCAUUACAAGGAGCUGGAGUUCCAGAAAGGCCCCUCUCCUCUCAUCUUGGAGUCUCUAAUCAGCAUCAACAACAAACUGCAGCAGCCAGAGGCGGCAUCAGGAGUUCUAGAAUAUGCAAUGAAACAUUUUGGUGAACUGGAAAUCCAAGCCACUUGGUAUGAGAAGCUUCAUGAGUGGGAGGACGCCCUGGUGGCUUAUGAUAAGAAGAUCGACAUGAACAAAGAGGAUCCGGAGCUGAUCCUGGGCAGGAUGCGCUGCUUGGAGGCCUUGGGAGAAUGGGGUCAGCUGCACCAGCAGUGCUGUGAAGAGUGGACGCUGGUCAGUGAAGAGACUCAGGCCAAGAUGGCUCGUAUGGCCGCUGCAGCUGCCUGGGGUCUAGGACACUGGGAUAGCAUGGAGGAGUAUACAUGUAUGAUCCCCAGAGACACACACGACGGCGCUUUUUACCGAGCAGUUCUAGCUCUCCAUCAGGACCUCUUCUCAUUGGCUCAACAGUGCAUUGACAAAGCCAGAGAUCUCCUGGAUGCUGAGCUGACGGCCAUGGCUGGAGAGAGCUACAGCCGUGCCUACGGGGCCAUGGUGUCCUGCCAGAUGCUGUCUGAGCUGGAGGAAGUGAUCCAGUACAAACUGGUGCCGGAGCGGAGGGACAUCAUCAGGGAAACUUGGUGGGAGAGGCUGCAGGGUUGUCAGCGCAUUGUGGAAGACUGGCAGCGGAUCCUGAUGGUCCGCUCUCUCGUCAUCAGCCCCCAUGAAGAUAUGAGAACUUGGCUGAAAUACGCCAGCCUUUGUGGCAAGAGCUUACGCCUGGCUCUGGCCCACAAGACCCUGGUGCUCCUCCUUGGUGUUGACCCCUCCAAGCAGCUCGACCACCCGCUGCCCACCACCCACCCACACGUCACAUAUGCAUACAUGAAGUACAUGUGGAAGAGUAGCCGCAAGAUUGAUGCCUUCCAGCACAUGCAGCACUUUGUCCAGGGAGUCCAGCAGCAAGCCCAACAUGCCAUAGCAGCUGAAGAUCAUCAGCGCAAGCAGGAGCUCCACAAGCUGAUGGCCAGGUGCUUCUUAAAGCUGGGGGAGUGGCAGCUCAGCCUGCAAGGCAUCAAUGAGAGCACCAUCCCUAAAGUCCUUCAGUAUUACAGCAGUUCAACAGAGCAUGACCGCAGCUGGUACAAGGCCUGGCAUGCGUGGGCCGUCAUGAACUUCGAGGCAGUGCUGCACUACAAGCAUCAGAACCAGGGUCGCAAUGAGAAGAAGAAACGGCGACACGCCAGUGGGGCGAGCGCCGCCAGCGAGGCCAGCAACAGCGACAGUGAGGUGGACAGCGCCGACCACAGUCCCAUGCCCUCACCGGGCCAGAAGAAGGUCAAUGAGGACCUCUCAAAGACUUUGCUGCUCUACACAGUACCUGCUGUUCAGGGUUUCUUCCGCUCCAUUUCCCUCUCCAGAGGAAAUAACCUGCAGGACACACUCAGGGUUUUGACGUUGUGGUUUGAUUACGGCCACUGGCCUGAGGUGAACGAAGCUUUGGUGGAGGGAAUCAAGACCAUUCAGAUAGACACCUGGUUACAGGUGAUUCCUCAGCUCAUAGCUCGUAUUGACACGCCUCGAGCACUGGUUGGCCGUCUCAUCCACCAGCUGCUGACAGACAUCGGCCGUUACCAUCCGCAGGCUUUGAUCUACCCGCUCACCGUGGCCUCAAAGUCCACCACCACCGCUCGGCACAAUGCUGCUAACAAGAUCCUGAAGAACAUGUGUGAACACUGCAACACCCUGGUUCAACAAGCAAUGAUGGUGAGUGAGGAGCUUAUCCGCGUCGCUAUCUUGUGGCAUGAGAUGUGGCAUGAGGGCCUUGAGGAAGCUUCUCGUCUUUACUUUGGCGAGCGUAAUGUAAAGGGCAUGUUUGCUGUGCUGGAGCCACUGCACGCCAUGAUGGAGAGAGGACCACAAACCCUCAAAGAGACUUCAUUCAACCAGGCUUACGGCAGAGAUUUGAUGGAGGCCCAGGACUGGUGCAGGAAGUACAUGCGCUCUGGGAAUGUGAAAGACCUGACGCAGGCCUGGGACCUUUACUACCACGUGUUCAGACGCAUCUCCAAGCAGCUGCCUCAGCUCACCUCCCUGGAGCUGCAGUACGUUUCUCCCAAGCUGCUGAUGUGUCGUGACCUGGAGCUGGCUGUGCCUGGCACGUACGACCCCAACCAGCCUAUCAUUCGCAUCCAGUCCAUCGCUCCCUCGCUGCAGGUCAUCACCUCCAAGCAGCGCCCACGCAAGCUCACCAUCAUGGGAAGCAACGGCCAUGAGUUCAUGUUCCUACUGAAGGGCCACGAGGACCUGAGGCAGGACGAGAGAGUCAUGCAGCUGUUCGGCCUGGUCAACACACUGCUGGCCAAUGACCCAGCGUCUCUGCGCAAAAACCUCAGCAUUCAGCGCUACGCCGUCAUCCCUCUUUCCACCAACUCGGGCCUGAUUGGCUGGGUGCCCCACUGCGAUACGCUGCACGCCCUCAUCAGAGACUACAGAGAGAAGAAGAAGAUUUUGCUCAACAUUGAACAUCGCAUCAUGCUCAGAAUGGCACCGGACUACGACCAUCUGACGCUGAUGGAGAAGGUGGAGGUGUUCGAGCACGCCGUCAACAACACGGCUGGAGACGACCUGGCCAAGCUCCUGUGGCUCAAGAGCCCCAGUUCUGAGGUGUGGUUUGACAGAAGAACCAACUACACGCGCUCCCUGGCUGUGAUGUCCAUGGUCGGCUACAUCCUGGGCCUGGGCGACAGACAUCCAUCCAACCUGAUGUUAGAUCGGCUCAGCGGCAAGAUCCUCCACAUUGACUUUGGAGACUGUUUUGAAGUGGCGAUGACCAGGGAGAAGUUUCCUGAGAAGAUCCCAUUCAGACUGACGAGGAUGCUGACAAAUGCCAUGGAGGUGACGGGGUUGGAUGGGAACUACAGGAUCACCUGCCACACUGUGAUGGAGGUCCUGAGGGAGCACAGGGACAGCGUCAUGGCCGUCCUGGAGGCCUUCGUCUACGACCCACUGCUCAACUGGAGGCUCAUGGACACAAACACCAAAGGCACCAAGCGUUCCCGAACCAGGACCGACUCGUACACCGCCGGCCAGUCAGUGGAGGCGCUGGAUGGCAUAGACCUGGGAGAGACCACGCACAAGAAACCCGGGACCACGGUGCCUGAAUCCAUACACUCCUUCAUUGGAGAUGGUCUUGUGCAGCCAGAGGCUCUCAACAAGAAAGCCAUUCAGAUUAUCAACCGAGUACGCGACAAACUCACAGGGCGAGACUUUUCUCACGAUGACACGCUGGACGUCCCAACACAAGUGGAGCUCCUCAUCAAGCAGGCCACGUCCCAUGAAAACCUGUGCCAGUGCUACAUUGGAUGGUGUCCAUUUUGGUGAAGUCACAGCUGGAGGUCUCUGAUGUACCAAGAGGAGAACACGACGGAAAAACUCUCCCUAAAAAAGUUCUGAGUGCAGAACUGCUGGGAGUGAUGACAUUUUCUCUUUUCUUUUCAGUGAUUGUGUGAAUUACCUGUGACACUCUCUGAGAUUACGGUUUUUACUCCAUAAUUUAUCUAUUCAGUGCUCAAAACCACUUUCCAAAUUUUUAACAUCAUAAUUAUUUGCUAGAAGCUUUCUAUGGAGUGAAUAUUGUAAUAAGUUAUAUUUUGUACUUGGGAAAGGCCGAGUUGUUCUUAAAGCCAACCAUGGCCGUUAUCACUCUGCUAACGUGACAACUGCAUCUAUGUUUGCCCAUUGCUAACUGAAACACAUACUGUGAGGUGUGUUGGUGUGCCAUUAAAGCUUGUACAGAUCAAUGUAUUAGUGCUGAGUUCACAGAACUGAGCUGCUCAUCUUCUGCUGCGAGUUUAAACAUAAAGCAAAUAAAAUGUCCAAGCUCCUUGGAAAAAGUUAA